Carassius gibelio (silver crucian carp) is the source of this 8047-nucleotide messenger RNA. RefSeq lists its product as uncharacterized. The transcript has 6 exons. Gene Ontology annotation, biological process: DNA replication. Lineage: Eukaryota; Metazoa; Chordata; Actinopteri; Cypriniformes; Cyprinidae. The record is from RefSeq and is a predicted model, not a curated record. Bases 146 to 1408 code for a protein of 420 amino acids. Gene Ontology annotation, molecular function: nucleotide binding; DNA-directed DNA polymerase activity; DNA binding.
UGACACGCCUCUUUUUCGCGACUGUUUUUCGCGUGUACAAAAGCUAACGCCACAGAAGCUGAAGCUUUCUUCAGCGGCUAAAACAGUUUUUUUUUGCUACGUCUUAAAAGUACGAAAACAUUUUUAAAAAUGUCUGGCUCUCCUAAUGGUAAGUCUAGUUUUCAUUAACAGCCAUUUUAAAUCAAAUUUGUUUAUGUGUGAUCACGAGUCAUCCCAUUAUUUGACAGGCAAUUUGAUGUUCUGUGCACAGAGCAACGGUUAUGAGACGAUUGUGAACGAAAUCAAAGCACUGAACGCGGGCGCACGCCCUCCACAGCCUAACGUUGCGUACGAGGUACCGGGGGUUAGGACUGACAUCACACCCGCGCCCGCGAGCGCACAGUCGAUUAGUACGGUGAAGGGCCGAGUCGCGAGAGAAAACAGGGGAUCGCUCUCUUGUUUAAGACAACUUGUUAACCGGUACCCGUCCGUUACAACUGCGGAACGACAUGAAACAGCAAACAGUGCUAGACACGGAACACCAUUAGGAAGAAGAGUGGUUGUGACAGCGCAGAUCCAUUCACCACCGCAAAUAUCUACUAAUUCUACACCUGUUGAUUGUACGGGGAGUUUUGCAAACAGUAUACCUCAAGCAGUUGCUGAUGCAGGUGUUAGAAGACCGUGGGUAAAAUCAAGAUCACACCAUGAACACCAGAAUGUGACUGCUCCCCCGGUUCAGCCCGAUAGACAAAAGACUGUAGACCCCUGUGAGAUCGACGUGAUACCUAACACCCCCGAGCGAAAACGUCCGAGACAAUCAACUCAACCAGAAGACAAGGAGCUCUGGGACGAGCAUUUUGCCCAAGCAUGGGAUGGAUGUGAUAUGAACGUCCAAUCUAAUGUGGAUCAGGAGAAGAAUUUAAAUCAACCCACAGACACUGUUGAAAACGUCGCCGAUUCAGAUGAUGAUGAUGCAGACAAGCUUCCUUCAAACCAGGAGGAAUACAAGAACCAGCAGCUGAACGACACAAACAAUGACAUUUUGAACACUAUUGUCAAGAACCAAGAAAGAAUUAUAGAGGACCAAGCACGUCAUAAACAGCAGAACGACGCAAACAAAGCCAUUCUGGACACUGUUGCCAAGAACCAAGAACAUCAUAAACAGCAGAACGACGCGAACAAAGCCCUUUUGGACACAGUAGCCAAGAACCAAGAAAGAAUUAUAGAGGACCAAGCACGUCAUAAACAGCAGAACGACGCAAACAAAGCUGUUUUGGACACUGUUGUUAAGGAGCAGCAGAAACAAGGGAUCAUCCUUAAACAUAUUGUUGCGUUACUAAAACGUCAUCAUGGUGCACAUGCUAAGACGGCCUGUGAUCAGGAAAUGACUGUAACGCUGUUAACUGAACUGCUGGAUCUUUUUAAAUAACUGUAUUGGUGAGUCCUAUUUUCUUUACCCAGUUUUUUUUUUCUAAGUGUGUAUUAUUUUUGUCACAAGUGUGCAUAGAUGUGGUUUUAUGAUUAGAUUUUUUCCUUCUUCUACGUUUAGUUGUGUGGUGUGUAUUUUGUGAAUAUUUUUAAAUAAAUUAGUGUUAGAAAUGGCUGCAAAACGUUGUCGGGAGUCAUGUGAUGGUGAACAAGAUCCACCGUUAAGGGGCAAUAGGGAUGAUAAUUUCCAAAAUCAACAAAACACCACAGAAAAGCUACUCAGGCUCAUACAGACUGUUGAUGAGAUGAAAAAACACAAACCGUCUAAAUUGUUAAAAUUAAUAAACAGGGUACAAUCAAGGGCAGAGCCUCCUCCAGAACCGGUUUUUGAUUUUGAACAGUUUUUAAACUCUCAACAGCUAGACGAAGUGUCAGAACCAGUUUUUGAUUUUGAACAGUUUUUAAACUCUCAACAGCUAGACGAACUGUCAGAGCCUGUUUUUGAUUUUGAACAGUUUUUAAACUCUCAACAGCUAGACGAAGCCCCCGAACCAGUUUUUGAUUUUGAACAGUUUUUAAAUUCUCAACAGCCAGAUGAGGUACCAGAACCACGACCAUAUCCAAUUUUUGAACAGUUUUUAAAUUCUCAACAGCUAGGUGAGGGAGCAGGUACCAGGUCACAUCACACACUUGACCUAACAGACCCCUGCAUGGGUCUCACUCAAGCUGAAAUAGAAACACUUGUAAGAGCGGGUGGCGAUGUGGCCGGAUACACUGUAGUACCACGAGGGCGAUUCAAUGGUUUGGAAAUCCGCAGGCUUAUAAAUCUAAGGGAAAUAUCUUCUACACGUCUAUCAGACUACACUGUGUUUUUACAUGACACGUUUUCCGAAAUAGUGGCGUUUUCCAGAUUAUUAGGUGGAGAUGGUAGUUUAAUUAACAUCACUUUGAGCGGUCCUAGCUUGACAUCUGAUGUUAAUACACUCUUGUCAGCUAACAAUGAUUACAGUGUCGAUCUCUUCAUCAGUGAUCUUGAAAAAAUCAUGCAAAGCAACACAGAUGUACAGUUUGAUGAGUGUUUAAAUUUAAAAGUGUCUAUAGCAAGAAGUAAACAAGGAGGUGCUCGACGAAAAUUAAGGGAACUAGCCCACAAUCAGGUGAUUGAUAAGAACAGACUUAAUUUGUUCGUCCCCUCAAACAUUGCAGGGGAAAACAAUCUUUGUUUUGCAAUCUGCUUAGCACACUUUCUUAACCCUCAGAAACCACACACUGAGUUAGUGUCCGUAGCAUCAGCAUUGCAGGAGUCUGCAGGAUACACCGAUCAGCAUAUGAUAUCACUUAAGGAUAUUGCCCAGUUUGAACGUAUGUUGAAUAUUAAAAUAGUGGUCUUCUAUAGAACGAAUACAGGAAAGCUGGAGAAAUAUGCAAACACAGAUGUACCGCAUCCUAAAACAGUGUUUUUGUACCUGCACGACAAUCAUUAUUUUAUGAUUAAAAAUCUGAAGGGGUUCGUAGGCACACCAUACGUGUGUGAGUAUUGCUAUCAAGGGUUUACAGCACAGCGAGAUCACAGAUGUCAAUACACUUGUGAUGUUUGCAACGAUUCUGAAUGUCAUCUUUACCCCAAAAAAACAAAACACUGCGGUGACUGUUUGAGGUACUGUAGGUCAGACUAUUGUUUUCAGAAGCAUAAAAAACCACCUCUAGGUCAGAAAUUUGCACAGUGCGACGUUACCAAAUAUUGUGGUAAAUGUAAUAAACGUUACCACGUCAGUGGCGUCAACCCCAAGCCACACAAAUGUCCAGCGGAUUGCUGUGUUCACUGUAGUGAGGUUUUGGUUACCGACGGUGUGCAUCAGUGUUUUAUUCAACCGGUUAAGGUGAAGGAGCCAAAUAAUCGCUACAUUUUUUUUGAUUUCGAAACUCGUUAUGAAAAUAACAGACAUUUUGCAGUUUUUGUAUAUGCGAUCACGUUUGAGGGAGAAGAAUUUUCGGCCGAAGGUUCUGAUUGUGUAGAUCGUCUCAUUAAGAAAUUCAGACAGCCUCGUUAUAAUAAUUACACAUGGAUUGCACAUAAUGCAUCUGGAUUUGAUAAUUUCAUUCUUUUGGAAUACUUCACUAAGAUGGGGAUCCCUCCUAAAAUUACAAUGCAAGGGUGUCGUCUAAUCCAUAUGUAUGACGAGGCAUUCAAACAGAGAUUUAUCGAUAGUUACAGUUUUAUACCCAUGCGUCUAGCCAACACACCUGCUGCUUUUAAUCUGACCAACUCUGUGAAGGGUUAUUUCCCACAUCACUUCAACCGUGUUGAAAAUGAUUCAUAUGUCGGACCAUACCCUGCUAAAGAGUUUUACGGAUAUACGACUAUGUCAAACAAAGACAGAAUGGAGUUCGAUGCAUGGUAUAGUACUAUCUCCGACCAAGUGUUUGAUUUUAAAAAAGAACUAGCAAUUUAUGGAAAAAAUGAUGUCGUUCUGCUGAGGGAUGUAUGUAUGAAGUACCGUGAUGAAUUCAUUCUGUGUACAGGGUUGGACCCUUUUAAUUACACCACUCUGGCAUCCACCUGCAUGGCUAUCUAUAAAACACACUAUCUCCCAAAAGACACAAUAGCACUGACACACAACAGCGCAUAUAUCAAUCAGAACAAAACAUACUCGAACGUAUCAAUUGAAUGGCUUGAAUAUAUCAGCAAAUCACGUUCAGUGGUUGUUCAACACGCUCUAAACUACGGCGAGGUGUCAUUCGGCAAGUAUUAUGUAGACGGUUUUUAUAUCGAUGGCACAAAUAAAAAAGCAUUAGAGUUUGCCGGGUGUUUUUUUCACGGUUGUGAACAAUGUUAUAACCCCAAUGAUUUAAAUCCAUUAUUGAAGGUACCUUACGGUCUUCUCAAAAGACAGUUUGAUGACAAGAUUGAAAUUUUACAGAAUGCAUACAAUCUUCAUACCGAGAUUCAGUGGGAGUGUAGCUGGACCCAUGCUAAACAAUCUGAUGCCGAUGUGAUUGCGUUCAUGUCCGUCUAUAAACAUUCUGAGAGAUUGAAACCCCGCGAAAGUUUGUACGGCGGUAGAACAAAUUCAUUCAAGUUGUAUCACAAGACAACAGAGGGUGAGGUCAUACGGUAUGUGGAUUUCACAAGUCUCUACCCGUUUUGUCAGGCCACAAAGUGCUUCCCGAUAGGUCAUCCCCAAAUAAUUUUCAAAGAUUUUGAUAAUCUUGAAAAUUAUUACGGCCUUGUUAAGGCUACAGUACUACCACCUCGAAAGCUGCUUCACCCUGUACUACCCUACCGCGCAAACAAAAAAUUAACUUUCCCGCUCUGCAGGUUGUGUGCAGAACAACAGAACCAGACACUACCAUGUAUGCACACAGAUGAGGAAAGAGCCAUCAGUGGUUGCUGGGUAAGCAUUGAAGUGCUAAAAGCUAUUGAAAAAGGCUAUGUUGUGGUAAAUUUGGAUGAGGUAUGGCAUUUUCCCCAACGAUCAGAUACACUGUUCCGUGAUUAUGUUAAAACAUUUUUACAGUUCAAACAGGAGAGCUCAGGGUUUCCAAAAGAUGUGGUGACCGAUGCAGACAAAGAAUCUUAUAUCAGAGAUUACUUUGAAAAAGAAGGGAUUCAGUUGAAUGUGGACAAGAUUGAACCGAACCCUGCGCGUAGAUCGAUAAUGAAAUUGGUCUUAAACUCACUCUGGGGGCGGUUCUGCCUUCGUGAGGGUUUACCUAAAACUGAAAUACUUACAGAUCCGGAACAAUUUGCACGACACAUUUUUAGUGCAGAGUACGACAUCAGACAUUUCUCAUUUGUGUCAGACACUGCGGCAAUUGUACAGUGGUCUUACCCCGAAGGGAAAGCCCCCCAGACUCGCGAUGUCAAUGUCUUUAUUGGUGCUUUUACAACUGCCCAUGCGCGUUUAGAACUCUAUGAGCUUAUGGACAGGCUGGGUGAUAGGUUGCUUUAUUGCGAUACCGACAGUGUUGUUUUUACAACCAGAGAAGGUGAAUAUGAACCGCCACUAGGUCCAUAUCUCGGUGAUCUUACUGAUGAAGUCGGGCCCGGCGAUCAUAUUACCCUCUUUACCAGCACUGGCCCGAAAAGUUAUGGUUUUGUCACCGCUAUGGGUAAGGUUUGUAUGAAAGUGAAAGGCAUAACACUUAACGCUUUAAACUCCGAAGCCAUCACAUUAGAUUCAAUGAUUGGACUUGUUAAGCAUUAUGUGAAGGGGAGGGGUGAUAGCCGUCAUAUUCUUGCACACAACGACACUAUUGUGAGGGAUAAAAAGGAUUUGACGUUACACAAUAAGUCAUUUGUAAAGAAAUUCAGAGUUGUGUACGAUAAGCGUGUACUGCUCCCUGACUUCACUACACUUCCAUAUGGCUUCUGACAACGUUUUUGGUGGGGGUGUACAUGACACAGAAGGGUUUGACAUUCGACUCCAAUGUCCUUUUUCAUUGGUUAUAGCAGGCCCAAGCAACAGUGGUAAAACCUUUUUUGUAAAAAUGUUGUUGCAAAAUGCAGGAAAGUUGAUUUCUAAAAAAAUUGACAAUAUUGUUUUCAUUUAUUCUGUAUGGCAACCUUUGUAUGAUGAUUUGUUGAAUAUGUAUGAUAACAAUAUUAAAUUUAUAGAAGGAAUUCCACAAACUUUGGAUGAUGAUGUUUUGUUUCCUGUCAAUAAAACAUCCCUCGUCAUAAUUGACGAUUUUAUGCAGGAUGCUUCCAAUAACAAGCAGAUUGAGAAACUUUUUACAGUCUAUGUACAUCAUAAAAAUCUGAAUGUUAUUUACAUUCUACAGAAUUUAUUUUUUCAAGGUAAAUCCAGCAGAACUAUUAAUUUGAACACAAAUUAUCUGGUUGUCUUCAGGAAUUCGAGAGACGCUGCACAGAUUAGUAUUUUAGCUAAACAGAUGUACCCAAACAACUCAAAGUUUUUCAUGGAGUGUUAUGAAGAUGCUACUGGCUCCCCCUACGGUUACCUUUUGAUUGAUUAUAAAGCAAAGACCCCCGAACAGUAUCGUCUCAGAACUGCAUUACUUUCACAACAUCCUGUUGUAUACCUCCAGAAAAAAAAAAAACGUAACUGAUUAGGGUGAAAAAAAGAUGUCUGGGAGACUUUUAAGAAACCACUCUCUUUUAAAGCUGUUAUUAAAAGCAACACCCAAACAAAGACGUGUUAUUUUACAGGCAGCCACAGAUGAGUUCAUUUUAUGUUUGUGUGAAUUAGCUCUUAAUGUUCUCCACGGUAAUAUCCCGCUCACACAGCAGCAACACCAGAAGCUGAAAAGAAAAAGAACUGAAAUCAAAUUUGUUGCAGAUAAGAAAGUCGGAGUCAAAAGAAAGAGACGGUUGAUUAACCAACAAGGCGGGUUUCUUCUUCCACUUUUAAGUGUUGCGGUCCCUUUCAUAACCAGUUUGAUCGCAUCUAAUAAAUAAUGUCAGGGAUGGAACAUGCUGAGAAGAUGUACCUGGUUCCACAAAGACAGCUGGAUAAACUAAAGGCAGGUACCACACGUGAAUCUAUACAUCAGGUAGUGGAGAACGAUCUGGAUAUGACCAUGAGGGAUAUUUUGCACAGGAAUGAUCUGGAACCAUAUGAAAAGGCAAAGAUGUAUACAUCUGUAUUGCAGAGGUUUUUAACAUUAUCCAAGCUGGCAGACAGCGAGACCAGCACACUAACAUUAUCACUUCCAUCAACUGCACAAGCUGAGAAAGAAGAAGAACCUGCGGAGUCUACGGGUAUGAACACCCAGUAUGUUUUAGAUGUUAUUGCAGAUGAUGUUUUGAAGAAUGUCCCACAGAGGAAUGAAAAAAACGUUCGCUACAUUUUGGAUAAAAUGUCUAAAAACAAAGAUAUUGCUUCUUGGACAGCGUCGGGAGAGUUUGUAUUUAAAGGUAAAACCAUCCCUGGUUCACACAUGCUGGAUUUAGUUAAAAGUGUCAUGGCACCGCAAAAGAUUCUUGACGAACGGAGACCUGCUGGGUGGAAUGAGUUUCUGGAGGCAUUUGCCUGUUUAAACAUGCCUUAUUCAACGGUCCCUAAUCACUAUGUUAGACAUACGAUUAACUCUUUUAAAACCAAAUCGACACCUCCAAUAACCAAAUCUUCUAAAAAACGUAAAAAACGUGAGGUAGACCAAAGUACCACAUCAGGACAGUUUAAUUAUCCACAAGAUGGUGUAUUUAAAUCCCCCACUCUUGAUCGUAGCAAAUGGUUACAUUUUUAAUCUCUGAGUUUUUUAUUUAUUUUUUUUUUUUUUUAGAGACUGCGUUCUCAUUUUUUUAUUCACCAUGUUAUUGAUAUUGUUGUGUGUGUGUGUGUGUAAAAUAAAGAGUUAUAACAAGAAUUUUCUAUUUUGUUUUUUAUUAUUGUGAAAUAUUAAACACUUGACAUGAACAUUUCACCCGUUUGCACACACUGAACACACUUGAAAACAUUUUCAUUACAUUGAGAUUGUUUUAGUUUUUUUACAAAAGCAGACACACGUUUGUCGUUUUUAAUCAAAUCGUCACUAUAUAACUUUAACACAUAAUCAUAAUCACGACCCCUUGCCAUGUGAUAGAGAAAGAACACACAAUGCUGUCCGCAGGUAUCUGAUGAAAAAUCCUGGACCUGCACAGAGGAAUAUUGUACCACUCUAGAAUUCAGUUUUA